Molecule: messenger RNA, 1020 nt
Organism: Ilex paraguariensis (yerba mate)
Lineage: Eukaryota; Viridiplantae; Streptophyta; Magnoliopsida; Aquifoliales; Aquifoliaceae
Source: the annotation of a GenBank genome assembly
AUGGAGGAGUGUGCAAAAUCAAUGAGAAAACUUCGCAUUAGCUUCAAUGAUCCUGAUGCCACUGAUUCUGGGAGUGAAAAGGAUGAGCCAAUUCAUGAUAAUAAACACGGAUGUCCAAGAUUUAAGCGUGUUGUGAGGGAAAUUGUUGUUCCGGGGGGUCCUUAUGAGUCAUUUUCAGAGAAUUCUCUGCACUGUUGCAACAAUGGGGGGAAAAUUGCUGGCCAAAUAGGCGAAAACAAGAAGGUGCAAAGAUCAUCCUCGAUAUACAAAGGUGUUAGGAAAAGGAAGUGGGGAAAAUAUGCAGCAGAGAUUCGGGACCCGAUUAUAGGGAAAAGAGUAUGGCUUGGUACUUAUAAUACUGCAGAAGAGGCUUCCACAGCUUAUCAGACAAAAAAACUUGAGAUUGAAAGGACACUUAUGCUGGAAAGGAGCAAGAAGUCGAUUUCAUCCGCAGCUUCAACUGGUCAGGGGUCUUGUGCUUCGGAGGAGACUAAUGCUUUGUUUUCUCAUCCAUCCCCAUCAUCUGUUCUUGAUGUUUCUACAUCAAACCCCUUUGUCAAUGGCCCUGGCAAUGCAAUAAAAGAAGAAACCAAUGCAAUAAAAAUCGAGGGAGAAGGAGAAAAGCUACCCAUUGUGGGAUUUUCAGAAAAUCAAUUGGUCUUACCCUCCAUUCGACAGGAAUUUAACAUGGGAUUGGAUGACCAUUUGCCAUUUGGUAGUGAUAUGGGGGAUCAAUUCAUUUCUAAUUUCUUGGAAGAUCUGCCAAUGUCACCCUCUAAUCCAGGCCACAAUUUUAGUAUCGAAGAUAAUUUGCAUUGUCAUAAUAAUUUGAGACAGAUGAACUUUGAGGAGCUAGAUGAUAACGAUUUCGGACAGUUUUUUAAGGAUCUGAAUGAUUCAGACAUUGAUUUUCCAAUGCAAGAGUUUGAAAAUGGAGGAAAUGAUCUUCCAAUGUUUGACGAAGACGAGAUUGCCUGGUUAAAUGAAACCUUGGGAGAGGACCAAGGCAAUGGUUGUUGA